This is a messenger RNA of Phragmites australis (common reed), 1701 nucleotides long. Its product is annotated as UDP-glycosyltransferase 91C1-like. The transcript is spliced from 2 exons. The record is from RefSeq and is a predicted model, not a curated record. Bases 89 to 1552 code for a protein of 487 amino acids. Lineage: Eukaryota; Viridiplantae; Streptophyta; Magnoliopsida; Poales; Poaceae. Gene Ontology annotation, molecular function: UDP-glycosyltransferase activity.
CAUUUUGGUAAUCUAUAGCUGCGCCAGUGGUAUUUUAGCCAUGCGCUGAUGUGCAUGCAUUGUCCAAGUCCAAGCUAGCUAAGCCAUAAUGACGGGGGACCAACAGCAGCAAGCCUCAGCUCCUCUCCACGCGGUGGUGUUCCCAUGGCUGGCCUUCGGCCACCUCAUCCCCUUCCUCGAGCUCUCCAAGCGCCUGGCGCGGCGGGGCCACGCCGUCACCUUCGUCUCCACGCCGAGGAACGUCGCCAGGCUCCCGCCGGUGCCCACGGGCCUGUCCGGCCGCGUCCGUCUCGUGGCCCUGCCGCUGCCGGCGGUGGACGGGCUGCCGGAUGGCGCCGAGUCGACGGCCGACGUGCCUCCGGAGAAGGUCGAGCUCCUCAAGGCCGCCUUCGAUGGCCUCGCCGCGCCCUUCGCGGACUUCCUCGACCGGAGCCGGGAGGGCGAGGCGGGGUUUGAGAGGAGGCCGGACUGGAUCGUGCUCGACUUCGCGCACCACUGGCUCUUCCCCAUCGCCGACCAGCACCAGAUUCCCUGCGCGAUGUUCCUCAUCGUCACGGGCACCAUGCUCGCGUACAGCGGCCCACGUUGGGAGAACGUCGCCCAUCCCCGCGUCACCGCCGACGAUUUCAUGCCCACGCCGAGGUGGUUCCCGUCUCCAUCUUCCCUCGCCUACCGCCGUCACGAGGCCGCCUGGAUGGCCGCCGCCUUCCAGCCUAACGCGUCUGGCAUCUCCGACAUGGAGCGCUUCUGGCUGACCGAGCAGCACUGCCGCCUUCUCGUGUUCCGCAGCUGCCUGGAGGUCGAGCCCCUGGUGUUCUCCCUGCUCGCCCACCUCUACCGCAAGCCUGCAGUCCCGGCCGGCCUCCUACUGCCGGACCCGGCCGACGACGGUGACCAUGACAAUGGCAUCGGCGUGGCGCGUUCAGGUGCGUUACAGUGGCUCGAUGAGCAGCCUCCGGGGAGCGUCCUGUACGUCGCCCUCGGCAGCGAGGCGCCGGUAACGGAGGAGAGCGUCCACGAGCUCGCCUUGGGGCUCGAGCUCUCAGGGGUGCGCUUCCUGUGGGCACUACGGCGGCCGAGCGGCGCCACUGGCACCGGCACGUCGCCGCUGCUGCCAGACGGGUUCGAGGCGCGGACGCGCGGGCGCGGCGCCGUGUGCACGGGCUGGGUGCCGCAGGUGCGGUUGCUCGCGCACGUGGCGGUGGGCGCGUUCCUGACGCACUGCGGGUGGGGCUCCGUCGCCGAGAACCUCCGGUUUGGCCACCCGCUGGUCAUGCUGCCGUUCGUCGUCGACCAGGGCCUGAUCGCGCGGAUGAUGGCCGAGCGGGGCGUCGGCGUGGAGGUGGCGCGCCGCGACGAUGGGUCGUUUGGCAGGGACGACGUCGCCGCGUCCGUGACGCUCGUGAUGCUGGAGGAGGAGGGGAAGGUGCUCGCGCUCAACGCGAAGAGGCUUAAGGAGGUGGUCGUUGGCGACGAAGGUGGCCGGCAGGAGCGGUACGUCGACGAGCUCGUGGACUGCUUGCAGCGUCACAGCUUCACAGGGUUUGACUAGCCGCCAACCCGUACAUUCGUACAGGCUAGACAUACAUUUGUCUUUUAUAAUUUGUACUGCUAAUAAUUGAACUAUGGUAUUGCUCUAUUUUCCAAGCCCUAUCGCGGUUCAUGGAAAUAUAUAAGAUUGGAUUCGCAGUGUUCUCCUCA